AUGGAUACACCGCUAGCUAAGGACGCGACACAGAUUCAGAAUCGCAACGGUAAGCGGCACCGUCUCGACGUCACCAGCCCGCAGUUCGACGACCACCUCAGGCGGGCUAUGGACUUGAUCGCUGAUGAUCGAUCCCUGCCGCCACAUCUGAAAGCUGCAAUCGGUUAUCUAUUCGAGAUGAAGAGUGAGCUGGAUGACGUAUUGGCACGAAACAAGCAACUGAUGGAUGAGAAUAGACUGGUGAAGGGAAGGAACAGUGAGUUGGAGGCCGAGAUCGUUUCACUGAAGUCCCAAAUCACAAUUUUAAAACAGUCUCUUUCUGAUAAGUCCUGUAAUGAUGGUAGGGUUAUUCCACCUGAUAUGUCUUAUGAGGAUAUCGAACGAAAGCGUUCGGUGGUUGUUGCUGGCAUUCAGGAAUGCGUCUCUCCUAUUGCUUCUGUUAGAGUCUCGUACGAUUUGAAUUGCAUUCGUCGAAUUAAUGAUUUUCUCUCGGUAGACUGUCAACCAACUAGUGUUUAUCGAAUGGGGCGUUAUGUCCCUGGUAAGCCACGUCUUUUAAAAGUAGUAUUUCCGUCGUCAUUUUUCUCGUCUUUGCUUCUUAGAAGAGCACCUAAAUUGAGAUUUUUUUCUGAGAAAGGCAUUUUUGUCAGACGCUCUCUAUCCCUGGCUGAGCGUCAAAGCUUAAGAGCUCAUAGAAACACUAGAGAUGCCGAUAUCCCACCUAACAUCAGAUCAAUAGUAAAGAACUCGGAUGCGCUCGCAUUACUUAUUAAGCAACACUGUCCCGAUAUAAUUGCAAUAACGGAGACAUGGCUUAACCCCAAUAUUACUCUAUCGUCUCUCAUUCAUAUGAAUAUGUCUCCUUAUACUGUGUUAAGAUGUGACCGCCCAUCUAAGCGAGGUGGAGGGGUGGUUUUGAUUGUCAGAAACUUAUUUUCCCCGAUGACUAUUUUUUCGGAAUCUGUAGUUAAUGCAUAUGAGAUUCUAUGCUGUGAUUUGUCUGUUAGCCUUUCCAUGCUGCGCAUUAUUCUGAUAUACAGAACACCUAGUUGCACGGCUGCUAUGUCGGGUCAACUGACCAAGGCCGUAAGUGACUUGGUGUCAUGUAGGCAUUGUUCUAUUGUUAUCGGUGAUUUAAACUUCCCCUGCAUAGCCUGGAAUGGCUCAGUUCAAGCGCAACCGACCCAGAUUUCAGCCAGUGCCCGAACAUUCCUAGGAGAUCAAUACGUUACUACUGGCACUCUGAACGAGAAUAUUCUUGAUUUGGUUCUGUCCAACGAGGAGAAUUUGAUCACAGGUCUUGAAGUACUCCCGCCGGUGGGGUCUAGUGAUCACGCGGCCAUCAGUUUCACCAUUGACGCCCAUAAAUCGGAAGAAAACGUCACAAUGAAAAGAGAUUUUUCGAUGGCUAAUUAUCAAGAAAUUGAACGUCACUUGACAAAUGUGGACUGGUUCGGCUCUUUAAAUUGUGUAGACACGGUAGAUGCGAAGUAUGAACUUUUUCUAGGUAUUCUUUCCCACACAAUUGAACUAUUUGUUCCAGUCACCAAAAAGACAUCAUCGAGAUCACCAUUGCCCAACUAUCUUUCUUCUUUGACCCGGAAACGUGAGCGGGCGUGGAUUAAAGCUCAGAAGUCCAACACAUUCCAGGACCAGCUAGAUUUUGAACGUUUGAGUAAGAAGCUG
Messenger RNA from Cooperia oncophora, 1686 nucleotides. NCBI's taxonomy places the organism in Eukaryota, Metazoa, Nematoda, Chromadorea, Rhabditida, Trichostrongylidae. The record is from the annotation of a GenBank genome assembly.